UAUGAUAGUGAAAUAGGAGAAACAAGUAAAUCAGAAGAUCUUGAAUAUAUAAAUAAAUCUGAAGAUAUAGUUAGAAGUAAAUUAACCUACAAAGAAGAUUCUGAUGAAAGUAAUAAAGAUAAAGAUAUGGAAGAAUACUUUAAGCAGAAAAAAAAAUUUGAAGAAUUAUUAGAAGAACUGACUAUCAAGUCUAGUAGAGA
Messenger RNA from Scutellospora calospora, 200 nucleotides. The record is from the annotation of a GenBank genome assembly. Lineage: Eukaryota; Fungi; Glomeromycota; Glomeromycetes; Diversisporales; Gigasporaceae.